UUAUUACUUUAUAUACUUUAAUAUUGGUAUGCGCGCAUACAUCUCAUUGAACAUCUCUUGCAGUGAUAUAUCAAUAUAGAAACAAGGCAGCUUAUUGGCAAGCCAAGGAGGGCUUUGACCAAGGAGGGGCAAAAAGGAGGCUAUUUUUUUUUCAGUGGGCAGCUCUCCGUCAGAUGAGCUCCAGCGUAGAAGCCCAGUACGGGUCAAUUUUGCUCUGAGCUUUUCGUGUAUACAACCUCAUCCAUUCUCCGAAUACAUCCUCGCUUGUCAAGGGGCUCAAGUCACAUAUGUGUAUGUGUGUUUAUUAACAAUACGCCAUUAUUUGUGUCAAUUGAUUCGAAUCUACUGGUGGGUGAUGUGCUGUAAGAACUUCGGAUUGCGGUGAAUUUGACAGUUUCGAACAACUUGUUAGAGAAUAUGCUAAGGAAUAGCCUAAGUGUUGAUUAGACGGCUUUAGGUCGCGCAGCAGACCCUGUACAGGUAUGCUGGGCGCAUUCGGAUUCUUCAGCGGAAUUUAACAGCUUGAAAAACGAGAGAAACACCGGUCAAUCUCUUGAUCACACCAAUAUCGGAAUUCGGGUUCUUAUGAUUAAAUAAAAAGGGACCACUGAAGCGGACCGACGUUAACUUCACGAUUCGGUCGGCAGUAUACGACGCUGCUGCAACUCCGCCGUUGGUGUUUACAAUGUCGGACAGCUCGACGUGUGGAUGUAGCGGUCUUGAGGUAGACCUUUCAGAUCAAGGUCUAAAACGCCUUGAGCGGCGAGAUGGCAUUGGGGUUGAGUCAUUGCGUCUUGAUAAUAAUCAACUUCAGAAGCUCGACAAUAUUGACUGUUACCUCGAUGUAUGGAAACUCAGCGUCACGAACAAUCAACUUACCAGGAUGUAUUACAUCUCGAAGCUGCAUAGACUGACCCAUAUUGAUUUGUCGAGAAAUCAAAUACUCAGUAUUGAAGGCUUGAAGGAUCUCCGUCAUUUACAGUGGCUUUCUCUCGCAAACAACAAACUUAAAUCGUUACAAAAUAUUCAGUCGAGUUCAUCAUUGGUUCACCUUGAUGUGUCCGAUAACCAGAUCGCCAACCUGAUUGAUCUCUCGUCGUUGAGCAAGCUGAAAACUUUACUGCUUAAUCGCAAUUCAGUAUCGAGCCUCGAACGGGCUUCGCUUUAUUUGCCUGCUGCUAUUUCGGUCCUUGGGAUUGCUGAAAACAAAAUUGCUGACCUUACAAUGGUGUCGUUUCUCGCGAAGCUUCCUUCACUUGAAGCACUGUCUCUGUUCGGUAACCCGUGUUGCCUUGAAAAGGAGCCCUUCGACUAUCGACCCUACGUGAUCAAUUGGUGUCUCGGACUUCGUGUACUUGAUGACUACGUUGUGACUCAACGCGAAAGUUUGAAAGCCGAGUGGCUGUACAGCCAAGGUAAAGGACGGUUUUACACUUCGGGUCAGCACCAGCCGCUGAUCGGCUACCUACAGCAAAUCUGCCCCAAACAGGAGGCCGACGAUGAACUGGAGGACCGGAUCUCGCGCGUGUUGGCAAUGCAACGACAGCACAAGGAACAGCUUCUACACGAAAUGUCGCCGCUAGCACCGAGGAGGCCUCGGAGCGCUGUUGGCCGUCUGAGCGGACAAGGAUCGCAAAGCAUGUUGGGGGGCCAGGCAGCUCGCACAGCCGGAGGGCGUCAGUGGGGUGAUAAGAUGAGUCAGAGUCUCCUCGAAGAAAACACUCAUUCGGAUUCCAGCGAGAAGCAGGAUAUCUGUACAGAAUUGAUGACUAGCAGCCAAAAAACAAGCGGCUCGGUAUCGACGCACCGAUCUCGUCGGGACAAUAUUAUGACCAGGUCUGUACCCGAUUUACCUCCGUCGCAUACUGGAUAUCGCAGUGCCGGAAUACCGACGCCCAGUUACGGCCAUGGGCAUCAUUCAUCUUCACACAAUAACAUCAACAACACCACGUCAAACAAUAAUAUUAGCCAUAAUAACGCCCUUAACAGCAGCGGGAGCAAUCCGGCGAUGACCACUUCCCAGGCGUCCUCCUCGAGGGCUCAAAGUAACGAUAACCGGUCGAACUCUGGCAGUGUACGGGUAUCUCGCUUAUCAUCAUAUUCAGUUCCUCGCAGCAGCUGCGCCAGUAAGGCUGCCAAAACGGCCACCGUUCAGCCUCAUCGCACUACAGCACUUUAUCGCCGCGAUAAGGACAAGGCCGAGAUUGAGAGACUGAAGGCGCGUCGCGAAUUUUUACAUAAAAAUGCUACAAAGAUUCAGGCAGCAUGGCGGGGUUUUAUCACGCGCAAGAGACAGGAGAAAGAAAUUCAACAGCUGAGAAUGCGUCGGAUCGAGGAGCAUUUGAUGCACUUUGUGCGCCGGAUGGAAACACUUGAAAACACCGUCCGAAGGCAAGAAUCCGAUCUCGCCGAAGAGAAAAAAGCGCGUCUAACCAAUCAGGAGAUGUUCAGUCGUAUGCUGAACUCUAUGGAUAAUAUUGAGCGUCACUUGACAGCCAUAUGCGUCGGCGAUGGAGAAGAGACCCUUCUCGAACUCCCCGGAGUACAGCAAGUUGCACCAACUGUUACGGGCGGCAAAAUGGUGGCCACGAAAACCCCUGAUCAGGAAGUCGAAACUACGCAGGAAGAGACUAUUGAAAGUCUCAGUACUCGCUUAAGCCGACUGGAAUCCAUGAUAAUGAACUUAAGCGCCAAGUUCUAAACCCCUCACAAUGAUUUUCAACGACAGAUUCACGCACACGCACGUUUUAUGCAUAGGAACAGCAUCCGCCGUGCUUACAUACCCUAUAGCCCGAAAAUGUUUGGCAAAGGUGGAUUUCGAUAGAAAUAUUGGGUCCGAUCAGAUGUGUUUUAUCGAAAACCGGUAAAAAAGCGUACGAUAGAUUGGAACUAUCUAGAGAUAUCACAAUAAAAUAAUACUUGUAGAUCAAUCAGUAGAAUGUGCUAAAAAAUAACCAGGUCCAUCGAUCUUCUGUCGUUUGUUCUUCCGAACGAAACGGAUAAUUAUUAUUAUUGUCUGUAAUGGCGACUACGAAGAGAAAUUAUAACGUCAGUAAGGUAAAAUGCAUCAAACCAUUUAAUCAUCGAAAUAAUUUGAAUAUGAUCGUUUAAUUGUGAAAAGGCAGAGUCUUCGAGUGCUCUGCGUUAUAUCAUAUAAUACAUGCUGUAUGUUGUCCUCGAUGGAUCUUUAAGAGAAAAGUUGAAAUGUUGUCUUGUCCAUAUGAUGAACAUUCUGUAUUAUUGUCUUCAAAUCUUCCAUUAGCAGUCCCGCCUGCUUUUGACGAUAAUUAUGUAGAACGCAUUGCUACCAUCAAAAGAAAACUGUUCUUAAAGUAAUAUCUUCGACGGAUUCAAGCUGUUACUCUAAUGGCUAAAACAUUGGGAUGGCCGUAAGGUACUAAAAUUCUUUGAUGAAAAGCGUUUAUCACGGUGCCACCUCAAAUGAAAUAUAAUACAUAUAUAUAACAGACUUACACUAUAAAACAACGGGAAGGAAGAGUGCACAGCGGAUAUCUGUAUAUAGGCGGGCAGCAUCAUAUGGUAUGAUGGCUUCAAAACCUAUUAUAGGAAUAUGAUGGACCAGGUAAGCGCAGUAAACAAUUACGUGACAGCAUGUGAGACGAACGUGUAUAUAAAGUCAAACAACUAGCUGGCCGCAGAAGACGAAGAAACGCAUAGAAUGAAGUAGUUUAGAGUACUUCAUUUUAAUUAUGUGUGAGGAGUUUUGAAUCGUUGACAUACCUUUUGUUGUUUUUCUUUUAUAUGGGUGGGAAACCAAAACGAAAGAUGCUUCUAUGGCCUAGACUAAAUAUCUACAGAAAGAGUUUCGUAUUCCGCAGUAGGUGCGAAUGCGCUAUAUGAAGGUGGUCGAAGUGCCCCACGUACCUAUAAGCAAACGAUCAGAAAAAAAAGGUUGAAGUAAUGAUUGCUGCCGUUGUAUUAUUUAUAUUACCUUACACAAAUAUGUAGCCUAUAUAUAGUAUUGUAAGGUUAAACGAAAGCGUCAUAUAUAACAGGUAUAGCAACUAUAGUGUGUUCGAGAUAUAUUGGGGCAGAACUUAUGUUGUUUGUUCAAGAGGUGCAUCCAAAUUGAAAGAAGUCUUUAAAUAAUAUUAGGGUUGAUCGGGGUGUCUUUCAUUGGAGCAUAUAUUCAAUUGCCAAUCGCUUCCACCAUGACUUCAAUCCGGGACCUAGAUAGAAAGUGACACAGCCUGGCAACAACGUAGACUGACAACGUAGGAACGAGCCGAGUAUAUAAGUUAAUUAACUUGGCAAGGAUUUGUUCAGCAGGAAAACAAUAGGCUGUGGCUGAUUUUUGCAUAUACUAUACCCUAUAACUUUCACUAUAAUUAAUUGGUUGUUUUAUAAAGAAGUCAUUUUUUUUUGUAUAAAGAGUAGCGAAUGACAAUACGCCUGCUACGAGUCCAGCUUUUAAAAUGUGUCCCAGUUUAUCCUAAACACCCUGUACAUAAUAUUUACAUAGACAUAUAUACAUAUGCAAAAUAGUAUAAACGUGCACUAUUUGGGCUCAACUCAAUAAACUCUGCAGCACGCAAAGUGUAAUGGCACCACUGUAAUGAUCACCAUAGAAUAGUUCAGAGAAAGAUAUAUUCGUAUAUUUGAGCGUGGCAUUCAUCUGGCAUUGCUUACGGUCACUACCCUAAUACCAAUGAAAAGACAAUUUGUCUGAAUAGAGAUUGUCUCAGCCGAAAAGACCACAGACUGAUACAAACCGCACUUUGGGCGUAUAUGCAAAUGCAGUUGAAAAAUAACAUGUACGCCUAGACACAAAGGCAAAGAACAACUGUCUGCUGGACAAUAAUACAUAAAGCAGGUAGAAAAAAAUUAGAUCUUAUUGCAUCAGUUAUGAACUAUAGGAAAUCCCGUUAGCGAAAAACAAAAGGAAGUGAUGUUUUUCGCAGCUGCACUUUACUUUUAUAGUUUGUCAACGGUAGUCGAAAUUACUAACUCACUAAUUUCAUUUCUAUUCUGGACCACCUAAAAUAUAAAACUUAAUGACAAAAAA
Molecule: messenger RNA, 5026 nt
Organism: Varroa destructor (honeybee mite)
Lineage: Eukaryota; Metazoa; Arthropoda; Arachnida; Mesostigmata; Varroidae
Gene: Cep97
Product: centrosomal protein 97kDa
Biological process (GO): negative regulation of cilium assembly
Cellular component (GO): centrosome
Molecular function (GO): protein binding
Source: RefSeq, a predicted model, not a curated record